CCUAAUAUUAGCUGUUUGUUUGUUCUGCAGUGUGUGAGUUCCACUGAGGGUUAAGAUUACGGUGGUGAUUAUAAAACUCUUGCUGCCUUGGAUCGUAAAUGAGAAGGGGGGGGGGACAAAAGCACACCAGCAAUUUCAAUUAUUCAACAGAAAGAAUAAAUUAUUUUUAAAGAGCACAUACGAUUGUACAUGAAGCCAGAGGAGACAAUUAAUAAAAUGUCAUGUGAACAUUCCUUUUUGACUAUUACUUUGCAAAACACAUACUCGCUCACAAUGUCAAGUUUGUUUUGGUUGAAAUGUAUUUCGAACAUGUAAAAGAAAACCAAAAAGAAUGUAUCAUACAGAAAUUAAUGAUGUUAAACAAAAAAAGCAUAAUUAGAUACAUAAAUGAUAAAUACUUGAUAAUUGUAACUUUUUCGAAAAGGUGUGGGAAGAAGUUUACACUUAUUUAAUCCCACCCCUUCUCCGUAAAUUAACCUGCCACUGCAGCUUCAAGGGGACUCUGCAGUGAGACUGGUGACGGCUGACGGCUUAAGGUGCUAUUCUACAGAUACGGCGAUGUUGAAGAGAUGCAUAGGCCUACCUUACAUUAUCAUCAUUAUAGAGUCGCACAUGCUAAACUGAUGCAGUGAUACACACCAUGUCGCGCUGCAAGGGAAUUACACAUAGUUAUUACCACAUUUCCCUGACACCGUUUUUUAUAAUACACAGCUAAUUAAGCAGGGGCUUUCAUGCUAAUCCCAAAGAGUCCUACACUUUACCAGCCUUUAUGUAUGCACAUUGUUUGAAUUCAUGCGACUCCAUCGUGUGGUGAAUUUGAGAAUUUUCUAAAGGGCUGAACAGGUAGAAAUGGGAGGUACGCAACAGGUAAUCGGAUUAAAUUGAAUUUGGUUUAAAAUCAGUGCUACGACGGCCUUGAGCUUCACUUGCACUUUUAUUCGAACUACUGGAAGUAAGAACAACACUGCCAAGAUGCCGAUUGACUUGAACGGAUACUGGAAAAUGAUUUCCAACGAUAAUUUCGAGGAGUAUCUGAAGGCGCUCGAGGUCAAUGUGGCCAUCAGGAAGAUCGCCACCCUGCUGAAGCCCGACAAGGACAUCACGCAGGACGGGGACCACAUCACCAUCAAGACGCUCAGCACCUUCAAGAACUACAACAUGGACUUCACCGUGGGGCAGGAGUUCGAGGAGGACCUCUCAGGGGUGGACGACAGGAAGUGCAUGGCUUGUGGUGCUGUGUUCUCAGACCACUGUCUCCUGGGAUGGGGACCGGCUGGUGUGUGUGCAGAAGGGAGAGAUCGAAGGCAGGGGCUGGACCCACUGGGUGACCGGUGAUGAGCUCCAUCUGGAGUUGAGAGCAGGUGGAGCUGUUUCCCAGCAGGUGUUCAAGAAGACCUAAGACGGCUGCACCAGGAACCAAAUGGCGCCAGUUGGAUCAGAGGCACAUCACCAGAUACAACCGAACACACCUAUACUUCCCUCCUCAGUUAAACAUCCUACCACACAUGUAUCCCUUAAAUUAUAUUAUAUAUUAGGGAUAGCUAGCUAAAGGCAUGAUCAUGAGUUUCUCUGAUAGGCUGAUGACAAUGAGUUCUCUGACUGGUUGUUGUUCUAGAUAGAUAUGAAGCCAAAUAUUUAUUUGCCAUAAUGAACAGCGCUUAUUUAAAUUUAUAAUGACACUUAAUCUACUCAAGGCAGUCAAAGUGUUGAUAAAAUGCAAUGUAUAUGUUUUUUUUUCCCAAUCCAUUUGUGAUGGUGCCUUUCAAAAGCAAUCAAUAAUUAA
Messenger RNA from Gadus chalcogrammus (walleye pollock), 1783 nucleotides. RefSeq names its product retinol binding protein 1, cellular, tandem duplicate 1 (gene rbp1.1). The transcript is spliced from 4 exons. Gene Ontology annotation, molecular function: fatty acid binding. Gene Ontology annotation, cellular component: nucleus; cytosol. Bases 973 to 1335 code for a protein of 120 amino acids. Gene Ontology annotation, biological process: fatty acid transport. The record is from RefSeq and is a predicted model, not a curated record. NCBI's taxonomy places the organism in Eukaryota, Metazoa, Chordata, Actinopteri, Gadiformes, Gadidae.